AUGGCGACCUCCCAGCGCGUUGUCAUUAUCGGCGCCGGCGUUGUCGGCACUAACCUCGCUGACGAGCUGGUUUCACGAGGAUGGAACAACAUCACCGUCGUUGAGCAGGGUCCAUUGAGCAUGCCCGGUGGCUCAACAUCGCAUGCGCCCGGUCUAGUCUUCCAGACCAAUCCCUCCAAAACGAUGACCUUACUCGCGAAGUACACAGUCGAAAAGCUGCAAGCGCUCGAGAAAGACGGUCAAAACUGCUUCAACCAAUUGGGUGGCUUGGAAGUUGCGACAACUCCAGAACGACUGGAGGAGCUCAAGCGCAAACACGGAUAUGCGCAAUCAUGGGGUAUCGAGGCAAACUUGAUCAGUCCCGAUGAAUGUCUCGAGAGGUACCCUCUCCUUAACAAGGACAUGGUGCUAGGUGGUCUUCACAUUCCAAGCGACGGCCUAGCACUAGCAGCUCGUGCGACACAGAUCCUCAUCGAAAACACGCGCAACGCCGGCGUCAAGUACCUCGAGCACACCGUCGUUACCGGAAUCGAACAAGCGGACGGCCGUGUCACCGGUGUGACGACCAACAACGGUUCUGUACCAGCGGAUAUAGUUGUAUCGUGUGCUGGCUUCUGGGGCGUAGAGAUUGGAGCUAUGAUUGGGCUGAAGGUUCCUCUCCUUCCUCUAGGGCACCAGUACGCGAAGACUACAGCUGUCCCCGGUCUCGAGAACCGCGAAGUCAACAAGAAGAUCAACGCCAUGAACGCCGAGCUGCCGAUCCUACGACACCAGGACCAAGACUUAUACUACCGAGAACAUGGCGAACAGUUUGGUAUUGGGUACUAUGGCCACCGUCCGAUGCCCGUCAAGGCUUCAGACUUGGGCGUGACACCCAAACAUGUCGAUGAGAAGCACAUGCCUUCUCGUUUGGACUUCACACCCGAAGACUUUGAGCCUGCCUGGAAGGCCACCAAAGAGCUGCUUCCAGUACUGCGCAACACUGAGAUCGCAGAUGGUUUCAACGGUAUCUUCUCUUUCACGCCAGACGGUGGAUCCGUCGUUGGACAAGCUCCCAAUCUCGACAACUUCUGGGUCGCCGAAGCCGUGUGGGUGACACACUCGGCCGGUGUAGCUCGAGCUGUAGCAGAGACCCUUACAGAGGGCCGUUCAACUAUCGACAUUGCUGAGUGUGAGUUGACACGAUUCGAGGAAGUCCAGCUGAGCCCGGAAUACGUCAGCGAAACCUCGCAACAGAACUUCGUCGAGAUUUACGACAUCAUCCACCCUCUCGCGCCGAAAGAGAACCCUCGCAACCUUCGUGUCAGCCCCUUCUACGCACGACAACAGGAACAAGGCGCCUUCUUCUUGGAGGUAGGAGGCUGGGAGCGUCCACACUGGUACGAAGCGAACGCAGGCUUGGUCAACACCCUCCCGGAAGAGUGGAAGCCUGUUGAUCGGGACGCCUGGUCGUCCAAGUUCUACUCACCGAUUGCCGCGGCGGAGGCCUGGAAGACACGAAAUGCAGUAGCGUUGUACGACAUGACAACCUUCCACAGGUUCGAGGUGUCAGGUCCUGGUGCCGUCCACUUGCUCCAGAGGUUGACGACCAGUGACGUUUCUAAGCAACCCGGCGCCAUCACCCAUACAUUACUCGUCAACGGCCACGGUGGCGUACUGAGCGACAUUUUCGUUUCGAGAAUCGAGGAGGACCUUUUCCAAGUAGGUGCAAACACAGCGACCGAUCUUGCCUACCUCACGCGCGAAGCUCGCCGUCAACACAAGCACACAUCCGGUCAGUGGGCUCAGGUGCGAGACAUCACUGGAAGCACAUGUUGCCUUGGUCUUUGGGGUCCCCGCGCACGCGACGUCAUUCGCACGGUGAGCUCCGAUGACUACAGCAACAAAGGCUUGCCAUACAUGGGUGUGAAGAAGACAAGCAUAGCUGGAGUUCCCGUCACCAUGUUCCGAAAGUCGUUCGUCGGAGAGUUUGGUUGGGAGAUUCAGACCACACCUGAGUAUGGCCAGCGACUUUGGGACAUAUUGUGGGAGUCGGGCAAGCCCCACGGUCUAGUCGCUGCUGGUCGCGCUGCCUUCAACGGACUGCGAAUCGAGAAGGGCAUCCGAGCCUCGGGUUCCGACAUGACCUCCGAGCACAACCCUUGGGAGGCCGGCGUGACGUACGCGAUCCAGAUGGACAAGAAGGCGGACUAUGUUGGCAAGGCUGCGCUGGCGCAGCUUUCGAGGAAGGCAGCGUCUAAGCGACUUCGAUGCUUGACGGUCGACGACGGUCGUUCGGUGGUUCUGGGCAAGGAGCCUGUCUUCGUGGAAGGUCAAAGAGCCGGCUAUGUUACCAGCGCCGCUUUCGGCUACACGGUACGCAAGCCUGUCGCGUACGCAUGGCUACCCAGCACUGUGAGUGAAGGGAAGACCGUGGAGAUUGAGUACUUUGGCAAGAAGAUCAAGGCCACAGUGACUCGCGAUCCAUUGCACGAUCCUCAGGAGCAGCGCUUGAGGGAUGAAGGAUCAUCGGAGAAGCCGGAGCUGCAGAAGAGGCUGAAGGCGCUGCUGUAG
This is a messenger RNA of Alternaria incomplexa, 2553 nucleotides long. RefSeq lists its product as uncharacterized. Bases 1 to 2553 code for a protein of 850 amino acids. The transcript has a single exon. The record is from RefSeq and is a predicted model, not a curated record. Gene Ontology annotation, cellular component: mitochondrion. Lineage: Eukaryota; Fungi; Ascomycota; Dothideomycetes; Pleosporales; Pleosporaceae. Gene Ontology annotation, molecular function: oxidoreductase activity; protein binding.